Messenger RNA from Ustilaginoidea virens, 1104 nucleotides. RefSeq lists its product as uncharacterized. NCBI's taxonomy places the organism in Eukaryota, Fungi, Ascomycota, Sordariomycetes, Hypocreales, Clavicipitaceae. The record is from RefSeq and is a predicted model, not a curated record. The coding region runs from base 1 to 1104 and encodes 367 amino acids. The transcript has 2 exons. Gene Ontology annotation, molecular function: hydrolase activity.
AUGGCGGCUCCCCCGCCCCCCCUGAUCGACUCCCACGUCCACCUGUACCCCGCGAGCGAAGCCGCCUCGCUGGCGUGGUGCCCGCCCGAGCACCCGCUGCACGGCCAGCGCUCCGUCGCCGAGUACCAGCAGGCGACGGCGGCGGCGACGGCGGCGGCAACGGCGCCCUCUCUGGCCGGCUUCGUCGCCGUCGAGGCCGACCGUACGAGCGCCCUCGACGACCCCGACCUGGACCUGGACCCCCUCCAUGACCCGGACCGCGACUCCCACCACCCCCCCGGCUGGGACGCCCCCCUCCGGGAGGUCGCCUUCCUCAGCCGCGUGGCCCUCGGCCAGCCCCGGCCGGGCGAGGGCCACGCCGCCGCCGACGCGCGCCUGUGCCUGGCCAUGAUCCCCUGGGCCCCGGUGCCCAGCGGGCCCGCCCUCCUGGAGCGCUACCUGGAGCGCGUCGAGGCCGCCGCCGGCGCCGCGUGGCCCAAGGUCCGCGGCUUCCGCUACCUCCUGCAGGACAAGCCGCACGGCACCAUGCUGACCGACGCCUUUGUCGACGCCCUCAAGCUGCUCGGCCGGCGGGGCUUCGUCUUCGAGGUCGCCGUCGACCAGCACCGCCGCGGCAAGAGGCAGCUCGACGAGGUGGCCGAGAUGAUAGGCCGCGCGCACGACGGCGUCGCCGACGACGCCCACAAGCUGACCUUUAUCCUGAACCACCUGUGCAAGCCCGACCUGGCCAUCUACAACGUCGCCUCGGACCCCGGCUUCCGCGCCUGGCGCACCGCCAUGUACGCCCUCUCCAAGGCGCCCCGCACGUACGUCAAGCUGUCGGGCGGCUUCGCCGAGAUGCCCGACGCGCUGCGCGCCCAGCCCGCCGCGCACGUGUUCCGCUCCGUCCUGGCCUGGCUGGGCGUCGUGCUCGCCACCUUUGGGCCCGCCCGCAUCAUGUUCGGCAGCGACUGGCCCGUCUGCACGCUCGGCGGGCUGGGCGACGACGCCUGGCCCAAGUGGCGCGACGUGGUGGACAAGAUGUGCUGGAUGGCCAGCCUGUCGGACGAGGAGCGCGCCAUGGUCUUUGGCGGCACCGCCCGGCAAGCGUACGGUCUGGGGUGA